This is a messenger RNA of Exophiala aquamarina CBS 119918, 396 nucleotides long. RefSeq lists its product as uncharacterized. The transcript has 2 exons. Gene Ontology annotation, molecular function: metallopeptidase activity. Bases 1 to 396 code for a protein of 131 amino acids. Lineage: Eukaryota; Fungi; Ascomycota; Eurotiomycetes; Chaetothyriales; Herpotrichiellaceae. The record is from RefSeq and is a predicted model, not a curated record.
AUGUCUCAGAAACCCGGAGACGAUGAAGAAGACGAUGAUCAGCCUGCCCUCGUUGGCUGGGGCGCUGUCAUCCCGCGGAAGAAGAAGAACAUCGACGCCUACUCGUACGCUUUGCAAACGCAGAAUCGACCAGGCACAGUAAAGGUGCUACUCCACGAGCUUGGCCACAUCCUCGGCCUCAGGCAUGAAUUUGCCAUCACCAAAAGCGAAAGACCGCCUGCUGUCCAAUUUGGCCAGAGCAAUGCCGAUUCGGUGAUGAGCUAUAGCUACCCUCCAGCUAUUCAGAAGUCGGACGUCGAUGCCAUCAAGGAGUUCUACAGCAACUACAAGAACGGUGAAAAGAUUAAUAACGUUCCGAUUGUGGACGAGACACCACGACUUCGGAAUUCUUCCUAG